Salpingoeca rosetta is the source of this 1011-nucleotide messenger RNA. RefSeq lists its product as uncharacterized. The transcript has 8 exons. Bases 1 to 1011 code for a protein of 336 amino acids. The record is from RefSeq and is a predicted model, not a curated record. Lineage: Eukaryota; Choanoflagellata; Craspedida; Salpingoecidae.
AUGGCAUGUGUGGUGUGUCUGUUGGCUGGCGUCGGGCUGCACGCUGUUGUGUUGCCGCGGUUGCGUGGAGACAGCGCCGCUGGUACCAGCAUUGAGGGCAGCGAGCUGCCACAGGAGGACCCUCGUCGCAUGAGCAGCCAGGAGCAGCCGGAGCCGUGGCGACCUGUUCCAUUGCACCAGUGCGCAGACACGAGCUUGGCUGUGCUGUUCACCUUCCAUGCAGGCAAGCAACUCGCCGAUGCCGUGGCGUUCCUGCAACAGCUGCAGGCCAUGAAGCCAUGCUUUCACACCCCAGCCACACUGAUCAUCUUCACCGAGACGGAGCAGUCCAAGCAGCUCGCGGUUGACGAGCUCACGGAGCACUUGAAGGCGGAUACCAUCACAGGCUGCUUCCCAGAGGUGGAGUUUCGUUCAGCACAGCUGACACCAGCCCAGGACACGUAUCCCAAAGGCGCUUCUCUCCAGUUUCACGCAGCCCUUGACCAGGUGCAAGGAAGGUUCGACUACACGCUACUCAUUGAGCCAGAUGUCGUCGUACUCCAGCCAGGCUGGCUUGAUGCCAUGUGUGACGUCGUUUCAACACACGCACGCCUCAUUGGAGAUGAAGAGGGGCCUUGGGUGAUUGGAUCAGUGCCGCGCGCGCCAAAGGUCCGGUAUCCACGACCCGUUAGCCAUCGCCUUCAUCUCAACGGCAACGCCAUCUACAACACUCGCAGUGCCGUGUUUGCGGGCGUCCGCCACAGCGUUCGCACCAACGCGUUCCAGAACACACAGGAUAAAGGCGAACUUCGGUCAUACCAGGCAUCAGAUACGGGGCGGGCAUAUGAUGUGGACUUUGCGUCGUUCCUGUUUCACUCCAAACACUUUGACUUUGUUCAGCAGCACUACCAUCGUUUCAUCGCGUCCCCAUUUAUCCAAAACUGGUGGCGUGGCAAGUGGUCUGCAAGUCACAUCCUUGAAGAGUCGCCACAAACGUUCCUCGUGCACGGCGGCACCAAGAUCCAAUCAUGA